This is a messenger RNA of Fraxinus pennsylvanica, 525 nucleotides long. The record is from the annotation of a GenBank genome assembly. NCBI's taxonomy places the organism in Eukaryota, Viridiplantae, Streptophyta, Magnoliopsida, Lamiales, Oleaceae.
AUGGAUCUUGGUUUUGUGUUCUUUGAAGAAGAUAAAGAUUCAAUUCUUGUGGAAAUCAUUCUCGGAUUGCAAAGAUUGGGCGGGAAAAUGGAUGGAAAAGGGCAAGAAGAGGCAGGGAAUGUCAAUAAUCUUCAGUUCCAAGGCCUUAUCUUUCGGAAGCGUGGGAAAUGGAAAGAGGGUUUGCAGUUUGGCAACAAGCUAUACAACAGAGCCCUUAGAGGUCGAUGUCAAGAUGAGUUGAACUGCCUGCUGCCGCCACUUGCCCUGUUGCUACCUCCUCCAAGUCAGUUUAUUAAUCAAGCUUUUGAUCAUGGUCUAGCAGUUCCUGAUGGAGAUAUGGUUGAGAAAGCUAGCAAGCUUUGCAUUGUAGCUCGAGGGGGUAUCAAAAGGCUCAUUCGACCUUCUGAUUCCCAAAGUCAAGAUCUGAAUCAUAGAAAGCUGAACCUGGUCGAUUGCUCAGUGGGUGGACAAACUGCUGGAAUAGCCCAAGGUCAAUUGGCUAUGCACAAACUCAUCAGAUGGUAA